Molecule: messenger RNA, 943 nt
Organism: Ceratina calcarata
Lineage: Eukaryota; Metazoa; Arthropoda; Insecta; Hymenoptera; Apidae
Product: polyprenol reductase
Exons: 5
Biological process (GO): dolichol-linked oligosaccharide biosynthetic process; polyprenol catabolic process
Cellular component (GO): endoplasmic reticulum
Molecular function (GO): 3-oxo-5-alpha-steroid 4-dehydrogenase activity
Source: RefSeq, a predicted model, not a curated record
UGUGAUAUAAUAAACUUAUCACUCUAUUAUUUGGAGCCUUAUUUACCCACUCUAAUAAGUAAAACUUAUCGUUAUGGCAAGUUUUCUAGCAAUAUUUAUCAACCAAUUGUUGCCAAAGUAGAAUUACCCAAACGAUGGUUUCAACAUUUUUAUAUUUUCGCUGCACCAGGUUCAAGCUUUGUGUUAUAUUUAGUUAUUCAUGAAUACUUGUGGAAGGGUAAUGUACAUGAAUGUUUUAUAUGGAUAUUAGAUAUGUGUUUGGGAUCAUCUAGACAACCAUUAGUAUCAUCAGAAAGUACAUUUGUAGCUUCUGUACUUAUGACUUUGCAAUGCUGGAAAAGAUUCUAUGAAACACAAUACAUAAACAUUUUUAGUGACAGGAAAAUGAAUAUUUCUCAUUAUCUGGUGGGAUAUGUUCACUAUGUGGGAGCAUUGAUGUGUAUUGUGGGUGAAUCUGAGGGUUUUGUUAGAGGUUCAGAAGGAAAUUUUUCUUGGAAAAGAAUUACGUACUUUCAUUUCAUAUGUGCAUUCAUAUUUAUAUCAUCCUCCUAUGCACAGCUACGAGCAAAUAUUAUUCUUCGUAAUUUGCGAAAAAAUAAGGAUGGAGAAAUAGAUCAUAAGAUAUAUAAGAUACCACAUGGUGGUCUUUUUGAAUAUGUAUCAGGUGCAUUGCAGAUUACAGAGAUAAUGAUGUAUAUGACACUUUCUAUGAUUUUAUGGCAAAGUUCUUCCUAUCACUACGUUACACUUUGGGUUCUAGCUAACCAGAUAUCUACGGCUGUAUUGACUCACCAGUGGUACAUAGAAACAUUCAAGAAUUAUCCAAAAUCGCGAAAAAUUCUUAUUCCAUUUAUCUUUUAAGUGUAUACCAUUUUAUUCUUUUAUUUUUAUAAUCAAAUGUUUUUAUAUGAUAUUCUAAUAAGAAUAAAUAUUAUUAUUAAUA